CGAGGCAUCCCCAGCCAUGGCUCCUGUACAGUCUGCCGAACUAAUAAAGACCUUUCAAGGACACACUGAGAAGGCAGCCAGCCAUCUGCAAGACAAGGAGAGAGUCCUCAGCAGAAACCAGUCCUGCAGACUCCUUGAUCUUGGACUUCCAGCCACUGGAACUACCAGCAGUCAGUUGCAAUCUGGAAGUUGCAGUCUUAACUACUCUGAAGCUGAAUUAAAGAGAAGUAAAACCAUAAUGAGCAGCCAAGAGGAUGUCCCCAGGGGUCCGGAUGACAGAAUGAAGCACGCAUAUUGGGGAGAUGGUCAGAACAGGCACCUGGGCCCCUGUGGGGUCAAGGGCUCUGCUCUCCCCUACAUGGGAGCUCUGCAGGCUGUUCUCCCCCCUGCACAGGGAGCUUGUGUUUGCAAUCUGUCUCCCUCCUGGGCCUGCCCAACGCUGUCUUGACCAACAGUCUCCAUCAGCAGGAUCCUUUUUGUUCUCUCUUUCUUCUUCCAUUUAUCCACAAGCCUUGCUGAGAGCCCACAUUAUGCGCAGCUGCCAAGAGUCCAAACCCCAUCCUCCAAGGUUGGUGGUGCAGGAGAAUUACCGCGUGGGUAAAGGAGACUGGACUCCGUGGGUCCUGCUCUUGUCCCUGGAGAUUCAGCUUCCCCAGUGGCUCCUCUCCCUGAUUCUGAUUGCCAUCUCCAGCCUUGACGUCCCUAUUUCUGGGGUCCUUCCAUCUAUGUUUACAGGCACUGCAGUCUGAAAACAGCUCCCAGAGUGACCCUAACUCAGAUCAUGGCGCCCUCUUGUCCAAAAUCUUUUCAGUGUUUUCCCAAAUCACUCAGGAGCUUACAAGACCCUACCAAGACUGGCUCCCCUGUUCUCGGCUGGUCUCAUCUUCUCUGAUUCUCUCUCUUCUAUCUCGGGUACUAACACACUGGCAGCCUUUCUGAGCUGGAUGCUGCCUUACAUCCCUUGGAUACUCUGAGCAUGCCCUGACUUGGGCCUUCUGCACUUGCUAUUCACUGCCUGCAAUGUCAUUGGCCAGUCAGCCACACGACCCACUCCCUCACUUCCUUUGGGUCUUUGCUCAAGCUCACAUUCUCAGUGAGGCCUUUUCUGACCUCCAGUGUUUAAAAUCUCACCCCUUAUCACAGACAGCCCCAAUCCCCUUCCCUACUUUAUUUUCCCCAUUAUUCUCCUUACCAUCUGACAUACCACAUAUUUAUUUCUUCUUUGCCUCCCCCUACUAGAAGGUAAGCUCCAAGAGGGUGGGAGUUUUUCUGCUUUGUUGCACUGUCACCAGCACCCAGAGCAUCGUGUCUGCCAUUUGUUGAAUGAAUAUGCUCAAAGUACAGCUAGUGAAUUAGAAAAUGAACCCGUGAUGAGGAGUAAUUACAAAAAAAGAUUCAUGUGUUCUUUCCUAAGUGACUCAUUUGUUCUUUAAAGACGGUCAUGUGCUGCAUAAUGACAUUUUGGUCAAUAACAGACUGCAGAUAUGAUGGUGGUUCCAUAAGAUUAUAAUGUGGUAUUUUUACUGUAUUUUUUCUAUGUUUAGCUUCACAAAUGCUUACCAUUGUGUUACAAUUGCCCACAGUAUUCAGUACAGUCACAGGCUGUAUGGGUUUGUAGUCUAGGAGCAAUAAGCUAUACCAUAGAGCCUACGUGUGUCGUAGGCCAUACCAUCUAGGUUUGUGUAAGUGCACUCCAUGAUGUUUGCACAACAUCAUCUAAUGAUGCAUUUCUCUGAGGCAAUGCAUGACUGUAUCCAAAGCUGAAAACGAGUUUGUUGCCCUCCCCACUCUGGGAAUGGAUAAUUCCUACAGUACCUGUAUUAGGCCCACCCUGUUCACCUCAUUCUUCUUCCUCGGUUCUGAUGACAAAUGGUUUCCAACUCACAGCUGUGGACCUAUGAAACACUUGCAUGGCUUUCUGUAAGGCUGGGCAAGUCAGCGAAGGUGAAAUGUAAAGCCCACUCCCUACAAAGGACUAGUAUUCACUCACCUUUCUCACCCCCAGUUACUGAUAUAGUUUAACAAAUAGCUAUGAUUAUCUCUGCAGAAAAGGGUUUUUAGAAAAUUACAUUGUUUGUUUUUAUUAUUGUUGCAAAAAAAGAGAUAAAAUCUUGGCAUCUUUGAAUUUACACUGCUUAAAGUUACCAAACAGAAUGGGCAGUAGAAUCCUAUUUUUACAGUGUUUAUAUGUAUAAAUGUACAUGUGUAUAUAUGUAUAAAGAUUAAAGAAUAUAACAAUAGGCUAAUAUUUGGGUAUGAUGAAAAUAAUAUAAUUUUUAUUCAACUGUUUUUUCCAUGAUAAGUGUAUAUUAUGUAUAAGAUAUGAAGAACACCAAUCUUUCUUCUUUUUUAAAAAAAAAAAGAAUGGCUGGGUGCAGUGGCUCAUGCCUGUAAUCUCAGCACUUUGGGAGGCCGAGGCGGGUGGAUCACCUGAGGUCGGGAGUUCGAGACCAGCCUGACCAACAUGGAGAAACCCCGUCUCUAACAAAAAUGCAAAAUUAGCCAGGUGUGGUGGCGCAUGUGCCUAAUCCCAGCUACUCGGGAGGUUGAGACAGGAGAAUCGCUUGAACCCGGGAGGCAGAGAUUGUGGUGAGCUGAGAUUGCGCCAUUGCACUCCAGCCUGGGCAACAAGAGCGAAACUCCACCUCAAUAAAUAAAUAAAUAAAUAAAAAGAAAAAAGAAAAAGCCCUUGUUUCAAUUGGGCACAUACUAAAGGUCGGUUUUCUAGUAUAGGAAAACAAGAAAAUGAUCCUUUUGAAUGGGACUAUUAUUUUUACUUUGUGAUUUCAGCUUUUACGUUGGACUCAAUAAACUAAAAAAAGGCAAACUGAAA
Symphalangus syndactylus (siamang) is the source of this 2833-nucleotide messenger RNA. RefSeq lists its product as uncharacterized. The record is from RefSeq and is a predicted model, not a curated record. Lineage: Eukaryota; Metazoa; Chordata; Mammalia; Primates; Hylobatidae.